Eremomyces bilateralis CBS 781.70 is the source of this 388-nucleotide messenger RNA. RefSeq lists its product as uncharacterized. The transcript is spliced from 3 exons. NCBI's taxonomy places the organism in Eukaryota, Fungi, Ascomycota, Dothideomycetes, Eremomycetales, Eremomycetaceae. The coding region runs from base 17 to 388 and encodes 123 amino acids. The record is from RefSeq and is a predicted model, not a curated record.
GCGACACUUCCUCACUAUGCCUCCGGGUGGAAGACUCCAAGAUGAGGAACUGGAUCGUGCGGCAUGGCAAGCUGCCAAAGCUGGCGCAAUCGGUGCGGCAAAGUGGGGCGUAGGUGCAGCAAUGUUAGGGGGAGCGGCAUACUUCUACAGUCCGAUAUAUCGUGGAUUGACCAUCCAAUUCAAAAUCUAUCUCCAGAUGUCCGCGAUGACGCUCGGUGGGAUCCUCAAAGGGGAGAGCUACAUGCAUGACCAUAAGAUCCGAAUGAGACAUUACCGCCGGCUACAGAGCGAUAGUCGGAAGUGGAGGGAGAACGAGGCGGACUAUGAGAGUCGAGGGACGCCGGGGGUGGGAAGCGAGGGACAUGUAGGACGUAGAGAGGAUAGAUAA